Effrenium voratum is the source of this 918-nucleotide messenger RNA. The record is from the annotation of a GenBank genome assembly. NCBI's taxonomy places the organism in Eukaryota, Dinophyceae, Suessiales, Symbiodiniaceae.
AGUCGGGCUCUGGGCGGGCAAUGCCAAGAUAGGCGUAGUACCCGUAGCCCAUGGAGGAAAAUCCACGAGGUCUCUUCUGGGAGCUACAUCAGAGAUUGGCAGAUUGCUAUGCACAUGACCUGGGACUGCAUGGCGGCGUGCAGUCAGUUGGCUUCGCUGCACUAUUUGCCCAGCGUCGCAGAGAAGCGGGAAGUUGUGAUCAAGACAUUACUAGACACACAGACACGAGGGAACAGUCCAGCUGAAGGACUUACUCUCACCAAUGUUGAGCUCGCCCCCCACCGGUGCUACCGAAGACGCAGGCAAAAGGAGAACUUGGGCAAAUGCACAUCUGCGCGGACCGUCUCCGUGGACGCACUGGCGCAGUUUGACCUUGCUGAACCGGAAUGGCCAUCGACUUCACCGAAAACAAAGGGAGCGGGCAGUAUGCCCUCAAGCAGCAGGCGAAAUCCUCGGAUUUGAAGGUGCCACUGUUGGAGCUCCUGUCGCAGCAGCUGAGAAGUGAGCUCUACUUCGCCAGAUUCCGCAACGCCCUGAGCAAGAUCAGUUUCCUUCAGAAUCUGCUGGCCAGCGAUGACGUGCAAACAUUCAAGAUCUUGCAUGAGAUUGCCACCAACGCACUGCGUGACAUGGUCGUGGUGAGAAGAAGGACCUCGUGGAUGACACACAGUGGCUGGCAGAGGUGUGCUUAUGGACUCCCUGGAUCUACAUGGGUGACCUGGUUGCCGAGGAUUACUCCUGCCUGGCAGUCAUGACGGCUAAAUCAUUUGGAGAGUGCCUAUGCCAGAAUUGGGCCACUCAGCGCGCAGCAGCGGAACACGCCCGGAAGGUGGUAGACGCCAUUCAAGAGGAAGCUCUUUGGUCAGACCUUCCCAAUAAGGACUGACAUGGCCAUGGGUCAAAAUCCAAAUCGUACCC